AAGAGGACCAAAAAAUAAAAGAAAAAAAAAUCCGAGCAACUCCCAAUCAGAGCCACUCGCCGAAGAGAUACAGUAGUCAUCCACUGCACGCAUUUCGAUCUCCAUGGCCAAAACUUGAAGCUCCAAGUUCGUCAAGUCUGGGAAUCAUGGCUACAAUAUCCACUUGCUUCGCCAUUUCACAGAGUUCUCGCUUCUAUUUCCACCCUCUCAUCACCCUUAAACCCUCAAUUUCCUUAAAGCCCUAUCCCGUCACUUUUCCGGCCAUUCAGACGCGAAUUUCGCCGCCGGAAUCCAGGGUAAGGGGUUCGGUUCCGGUCGUGAGAGCGGGCAUUGACAUUCCUUCCGAUAUCAGACCUGGAAACGCUGUGGAGAGCGAUAAAUUGCCGUCGGAUGUGAGAAAGAGAGCGAUGGAGGCUGUGGACGCCUGUGGAGGGAGAGUAACCAUUGGGGACGUUGCAAGUAGAGCGGGACUCAAGCUCAAUGAAGCUCAGAAGGCUUUGCAAGCUCUAGCUGCUGAUACAAAUGGCUUUUUAGAGGUUUCUGACGAGGGCGACGUUCUCUAUGUUUUCCCCAAAGAUUAUCGUUCAAAGCUUGCAGCCAAAUCAUUCUGGAUAAAAUGUGAACCUCUUAUAGAGAAGUCAAAGGCCGCUGCUGAAUAUCUUGUCAGGGUUUCAUUUGGAACGGCACUAAUUGCUUCAAUCGUUCUUGUAUAUACUACAAUUAUUGCUCUUAUUUCGAGCCGAAGUGAAGAGGAUAAUCGCGGAAGACGUGGCAGAUCAUAUGAUUCAGGAUUCACGUUCUAUUUGAGUCCAACUGACCUUUUUUGGUACUGGGAUCCAUACUACUAUAGGAGACGUAGAUUACAAACAGAAGAUAAUAAGAUGAACUUCAUUGAAUCUAUUUUCUCAUUUGUUUUUGGCGAUGGUGAUCCAAAUCAAGGAAUCGAAGAAGAGAGAUGGAAGUUGAUUGGGCAAUACAUUACCUCCAAUGGUGGUGUUGUAACUGCUGAAGAACUUGCACCAUAUCUGGAUGUGAGAGAGGGGAACAUGGAUGAUGAAUCAUAUAUUUUACCAGUUCUUUUACGUUUUGAUGGCCAACCUGAAAUUGAUGAAGAGGGAAAUAUUCUGUAUCGAUUUCCCUCCCUACAGCGCACAGCUUCUUCUCAGCGGAGUGGAAGGAAGGAGUAUGUGGGUAGAAAAUGGGCUGACUGGGUUGGAGGGGUUGAAAAAUUUUUCAAGGAAAAGAAAUGGGUCUUUAGUAAAACAACUUCUUCAGAGAGAGCAAUGGCCAUUGGGUUGGGAGGGCUGAAUCUAUUUGGUGUUAUAAUCCUUGGAACCAUGUUGAAGGAUGUUGCUAUUAAACCAAGUGGACUUAUCAAAUUUGUAUCGGAUAUAUUUCCUCUACUGCAGAUAUAUGCUGGUUCUUUCUUCACGAUUCCAUUGGUCCGGUGGUUCAUUAUCCAGAAGAGAAAUGCUGAAAUAGGAAAAAGAAACCAAGCAAGGCAAAAGCGUGCCCAAGCCCUUGAAUUGCCAGAUGUGUCACUCAGACGGAAGCUUCUCAGUGCUCGAGACAUGGCCCAAAGAACUGUAAUUGGUCAGGAUCGAAUUGUAUAUAGUACUGAUCGAGACUUAAUUGAGCAAGACUAUGAGCUCCAAGAAUGGGAAAGGAAGUUCCGAGAGAUCGAAAAGUCAGAUUAGAGAAUUGGUGUGUCAACUGGUAAUUUCCAUGAUCUCGAGGUCUUGACAAUGACCCGUGGGUUCGAAAUCGCCGAUGUUUCAACAAGCCUGUUGAUUAGUCACCAGGGUACGAGGUUGGCUUCGAAUUUUGGUUGGUGAAAGAAAUUGAAUCUUUGUUUGGGAGAGUGCUGAAGAUUGAGACUGCGCUCCAUAACCAAGUUUGUGUUUUCAGGGUUAGACUGCAUAAUCAGUAUUUAUUAUGUAAAAAAUUGAUUGGCCUUGGUAAUGGCAGAUUCUGAUCUUCUCUUAUCAUUUUAACACUGUAAAAUGAAGUGAAACAAAUUGGAAAUAUAGCACAGAACAUUUUGCAUCAUUA
Messenger RNA from Momordica charantia (bitter melon), 2052 nucleotides. RefSeq names its product Iron-sulfur cluster biosynthesis family protein. Gene Ontology annotation, cellular component: chloroplast envelope. NCBI's taxonomy places the organism in Eukaryota, Viridiplantae, Streptophyta, Magnoliopsida, Cucurbitales, Cucurbitaceae. The record is from RefSeq and is a predicted model, not a curated record.